AUGAAAUACGCCGUGUUAUUGUUGCUUCUUACGACGACCAUAAUCUACGCUCUGCCGGUCCCAGAUGAAGAUGCGACGACACCAGUCCCAGACAUAGAAGUCGUUGAAAUAAUUGACUUUGUGCCAGUCGUUAUACCGUUGAAUGAAGCUACAACAGAAGCACCAGAAGAUCAGCCUCACGAUGUCCAGAAGAGGUCCGCUGAACCAAUGGAAAUAGAAAGUAUUGACUUGGUAGGAGAGUCAGAGAUUGGUCAAGCAGACGACCUUUCAAGUCUUGACAGGAGAAUCAAAACUCUGCCAACGUGGGUUGGUUGA
This is a messenger RNA of Leptosia nina, 315 nucleotides long. Lineage: Eukaryota; Metazoa; Arthropoda; Insecta; Lepidoptera; Pieridae. The record is from the annotation of a GenBank genome assembly.